This is a messenger RNA of Aspergillus fijiensis CBS 313.89, 1725 nucleotides long. RefSeq names its product Ytp1 family protein. The record is from RefSeq and is a predicted model, not a curated record. NCBI's taxonomy places the organism in Eukaryota, Fungi, Ascomycota, Eurotiomycetes, Eurotiales, Aspergillaceae. The transcript has 5 exons. The coding region runs from base 217 to 1725 and encodes 502 amino acids.
CGCCUGUGGAUGCUUACCUUACGAGUACGUCCUCCGUCCCAGGGCCUCCACCCAUCCGAUCGGCCAGAACUCACCCACUCUUUGUCCCCUCAGCUCUCUCUCUCUCUCUCUUUCCUCCCUCUCCCUCUCUGCACAUCCCCUUCUCUCUUCUCUCCCUAUCGUCCUCUCACUACUCACCUUCUUUUUUCUUUUUAAAGAGGAAGUGAAGUGGCAAUCAUGGCAAUAACAAGUCGAUCUCACCGGUCCGGGUUGCUGGUAACCUUGCUGCUGGCCAUGCCAGCGUGCGCUCACGAAGGCCAUGAAAAUGUUCCUGACGGUGCCGCCAUCUCCGAAGAUCCGAUUGAUUCGACGCUAUGGCUGCAUAUGAUACUCAUGGGAUUUGCCUUUGGCAUCAUUUUCCCCUUGGGUAUGGUUCUCGGGAUUGUACGGUCGCGCUGGCAUGUCCCUCUCCAGAUUGUCGGCACGAUUGUCGCAGUAGUCGCAUACUUCCUGGGCCAUGCUCACAAGGGUCGCCAAUUCGCCAAAAACGUCCAUGCGUCUUUCGCAAAUACAUUGAUGUUGAUGAUGGUGGUUCAGAUUGUUCUGGGCGUCUAUCUCAAACUACAUCUCACCAAGGGCAUUCACGGGCGGAUUCGUCGGGUCAUGGUGGUUGCGCACGGAGUUGUCGGCAAGGCCAUGCCGGUCGCAAGCUGGGUUCAGAUGCUGUUUGGAGGAAUCACAGCCAUGGGCUUCUGCCGGGAUGACCACUUAGGACAGUGUCUGGCUCACUUCAUCAUGGGCAGCGCUUUCAUCGCCUAUGGAAUUCUGCUUACCAUCCUGCUCCUCGUUGGUCAGUACUGGCUUCGCCGCACGGGUCGCAGCCAGGAGUUCUUCGAUUCGCUGAUCAUCGCCGCCUGGGGAUGUGUCAACACCUUCACCGAGCAUCGGUGGGGAGGUCCCUGGGUACACAACGAUCUACAACAUACCACGAUGGGAAUUGUUUGGUGGUGUGCCGGGCUGCUGGGUAUUUGGCUGAGCCGGAAACGCAAUGGCCGCCCCAAGCGCAAUCUCAUUCCAGCCCUGGUUAUUCUACUCACCGGUUAUGCCAUGUCCGCUCACCCCCAGCAUCUGAUGAUCAGUACUAUGAUCCACUCCAUCUUCGGUUACACCUUGAUGGCUGCCGGCUUUACCAGGAUCAUUGAGAUCUCCUUUGUGCUCAGAGACAAGGGCACCGUCAGCCCGGACGGUUCCGACCCGAAUAGCUUUCAGUAUCUCACGCCUUUCUUGUUGUACGCUUCUGGGUUCCUCUUCAUGGGCGCCACCGAAGAACAAAUGCAACUGCUCAGCGACGCUGGAAUCACACAUGUUUCAUACGUCCUGAUUCUGUACAGCAUUGCUUUCAUCCUCUUCCUCUUCGUCAACGUCCUCUUGCACAUCUACGCUGUUCACGCAUGGCCUGAAUCCACCAAGCCACUGUCCCGCUCCCGCUCCUCCAGCUUUGCAGACGACGCCGGCGAAAGUUCGCCCGGCUACAAGCCUAACCAGCCCAACGGCCGCUUUCUGAACGGCCACGCUCGCUCGGCAUCCGAGAACCAGCACGUCCAUGACGCGGAGGAGUUCGAGCUGCAGGGGCUCAUCUCAGAUGAGGAAGACAACGGGGAGCACAGUAGGAACACAAUGGGACCUCGGAAAGUGGACGACGAGGAAAGCUCCGCUCUCGUUGGUAAGGAGACGUCAACGCAUUGA